AUCCACCCUGGGAACUGUUGCUAAUGUUACAAAGAACAGUCAUAAUUCACUAGUGUUAAACUUAUCCUUAUCUGAGCCUCUCCUCCAUGGUAACUGCAAACUGCAGUGCGCCAGUAAGAGACUGUGAAGGAGAGAGCAGGCAGAAAGGGCAGGCGUUAUUCUAAACAGAACAACUGCAGCAGCUCAGCUGUCAAACAGCCGCCCUUCAGAUCACAUCUGCUCAGCAAUGCUAAGUACAAGUCAAUGAAGAGGUGAGAUAUUAACUGAAAGGAGCCGGUGAGCCACUAACUCGGAUUCUGGUUGAAGUGGAGCUUGAAGUGUUAGGAUAUAUGCAGCAUGGAACAAAAAACAAAGUCCUUGAAGUUUUUUCUUCAGUCCUUCCUGGUUCUGGCCCUUCAUAAUUUUACUGGAGCACAGCAUGAAGAUAUGAGAUCCAGCUGCAGAACUGCUGCUAGUGAUCUAGUUUUUAUUUUAGAUGGCUCAUGGAGUGUUGGGGAUACAAAUUUUGAAAUAAUUAAAAGAUGGCUUGUCAAUAUUACUAGUAACUUUGAUAUUGGCCAAACAUUUACACAAGUUGGGGUUGUUCAAUACAGCGAUAACCCUCUCUUGGAAAUCCCACUUGGAAAAUAUGCUUCAAGUGAAGAACUUAUAGAAGCCAUGGAAUCAAUACAAUACAUGGGGGGCAAUACCCAAACAGGUAUAGCGAUAAAAUUUGCUUGGGAAAAUAUGUUUGCUCACUCUGUCAGAGCUGCUAAUGGUGUAACAAAAAUAGCAGUCGUACUGACUGAUGGAAAAUCCCAGGAUGAAGUGAAGCAUGCUGCAGAGGAAGCAAGGAAGAAUAGAAUCACUCUGUUUGCCGUUGGAAUUGGAUCAGAAACAGAGGAAGCAGAACUAAACGCAAUUGCCAACAAGCCAUCAUCCACUUACGUGUUUUAUGUCGACGACUACUUAGUAAUUUCCAGAAUUAGAGAAAUGAUGAGCCAGAAGCUCUGUGAAGAAACGGUUUGUCCAACAAGAAUCCCAGUAGCAGCUCGUGAUGAAAAGGGCUUUGAUAUUCUACUUGGUGUAGACAUUGCCAAAAAAGCGAAAAGAACUCAAGGAUCUUACUUUGGUAGUAAAGCCUAUCUGGUGACAUCACAGGUUGACUUAACUGAAAGCACAAGCAAUAUAUUCCCUGAUGGUCUACCUCCAUCUUAUGUCUUCGUCACCACAAUGAGGUUUAAAGAGCCAGUAACUCAGGAGAAGUGGGACCUCUGGAGGAUUCAAGCUCUUGAUGGGACUUCCCAAAUUGCUAUUACAUUUAAUGGACAAGACAAGACAGUAAAGUUUACUACAACAAGCAUGGGGAAUGGCACACAGAAAGUGACCUUUACAUCAUCUGGAUUAAAGAAACUGUUUGAUGAAAACUGGCAUCAGUUACGCCUCCUUGUAACACAGGAGGAGGCUACAUUGUAUGUUGAUGGCCAGCAGAUUGAAACUGUGAAACUGGGUCCUGUUCUUGGUAUCUACAUCAGUGGGAAAACACAAAUAGGAAAGUACUUCAGCAAAGAAGAAACUGUACCGUUUGAGCUGCAGAAGUUAAGAAUCUACUGUGACCCAGAGCAAAAUAAUCGUGAAACUGCAUGUGAAAUCCCUGGAAUUUGUCUAAAUGGUCCUGGUGAUAUUGAUAUUGAGCCAACUUCAGCUCCUUGCACAUGCCCUCCAGGACCACCUGGGCUACCAGGUUUGAAGGGAGAGUGUGGGCGGCCUGGGGAUCCAGGGGACCCAGGAAGACCUGGUACAGAUGGUAAGCCUGGUAUGCCGGGAUUUCAUGGAAAUCCAGGACAGCAAGGCUCACCAGGUAUUCAGGGACCACGUGGGAUGAUAGGAUACAAAGGAGAGCCUGGAGGUCCUGGUGAUUCGGGUGAGCGAGGAGUUCCUGGAUUACCUGGUUCACCUGCACCAAAAGGAGAAAAGGGCUCUCAAGGUCCUAGAGGGGAACAUGGACUGCCCGGGAUUGAUGGGAAAAUUGGUGAAAAGGGAGACAAAGGAUCUGCAGGAUUGCCUGGACCAUCUGGACCUCGUGGAACCAUUGGUCGUAACGGACAAGAUGGUAUGCCUGGAAUUGAUGGUCAAAAGGGAGAAGCUGGACAGCCGGGCAUUCCUGGCAGAGAUGGAAUUCAGGGUCACCCUGGGAUCCCUGGAAGUCCAGGAAAUGAGGGCCCCAUGGGGGUUAAGGGUGAUACAGGGUUACAAGGUGAAAGGGGGCCAAAGGGUUCCACUGGAAUUUCUGGAGAGAUGGGGUUACCUGGCUUGCCUGGUUCACCUGGAAUUCCUGGAUUUAAGGGCAGUAAAGGUGGGACUGGAUUGCCAGGCAUGCCUGGACUUCAGGGAAUACAGGGAAAGCCAGGUGAACCAGGAAUGGCAGGUGAACAAGGGCAUCCAGGUUUGCCUGGGAUUAAAGGACACAAGGGUGACAAGGGCAAUCAAGGUGAAACAGGAAACCAGGGCAUUGUGGGAGGAAAGGGAGAGCCAGGAAGACCAGGAAAUCAGGGUAUAGCAGGACCAUCAGGAUUAAAAGGAGUGAAAGGUGAACAUGGAGAACCUGGCAUAAGAGGUCAAGAUGGCCUUAGAGGAGAACAUGGUCAUCCUGGCAUGAUAGGACCUCGAGGUCCAAGAGGAUUAAAUGGAGCUACAGGACCUUCUGGAUCACCAGGAAUAGAAGGGAGACCUGGAAGAGAGCUUUCAGAAGAAUUCAUUCGACAUAUUUGCUUGGAUGUCCUAAGAACUCAGUUGCCCUCCUUCUUACAUAAUGGAAGGACUAGAAGCUGUGAUGUUUGUCAAACACGAAAAGGUUCGCCUGGGUCACCAGGGCCUAUCGGGCCCCAGGGCUCCAGAGGAUUUUCUGGCCUACCUGGUUCAAAUGGUUUACCGGGACGUAGGGGUUCACCUGGCCUUCCUGGUAUCCCUGGAAUUAAAGGAUAUGCUGGUGAAAUCGGGCCAAAGGGAAACCAAGGAAUAGGAAUACCUGGUGAUCCGGGCAGUCCAGGUCUACCAGGUCCAAUAGGACCGCCGGGAAUUAGCAAAGAAGGCUAUCCAGGAAAACCUGGUCCCAGAGGACACAACGGGGAUCAAGGGAAGCCUGGAAUACCAGGGGCCCCUGGGGAACCUGGAAUGUGUGACCCAUCUUUGUGUUAUAGGGUAAUGGUGGGAAGGGACCCCUUCAGGAAAGGGCCAAAUUACUGAUCUUGUGAUACUCGACCAGCCAGGCUGGAUAUGGUGCUUAACUAAUGAAAACACAUCUUUCAAGUCUCAGGAAGAUCACUUUUUAACAGUUUUUCCUGUAAUGGGGGCAGGAGUACCUCUAUUUCACUCGCAUGUAUGAAAAGCCAUACACGGGCAAACAAAAAAAUAUGCUUGAAAUCAACGAUCAAUAUAAAUUCACACAAUGGGUUCUGUUUAUGAUCUAAACAACAGUUGCCAAUGAUCUCACUACUGCCAUUGUCAACACUCAUUGUAUUUUUUUAUAUUUAGUGGUUGGUAACAAGAAGCAAAUAAAUCACCCCUUGGGGAAAACACCAACGGGUUGCAGUAUUACGAUUAGAUUAAAUGUUUAGAUAUUAAUAAUAGUUGCCAUGAUCAUGCAUUCAACACUUUAAUACUGCACUUGUAUCCAAAAGUGAGCAGUUAAAGUUGGCAACUUCAGGAUCACAAACCUGUCAAAGGAUCACAAUCAAAAUGUAUUAUUCAGUACACAAAGCAUAUACAUGUACACCCAUGUAUGUUGAUCUUAGACAGCUAUACUUGCCUUUUAUACUCAGUGUUGCUUAUUCUUUACCUAGGUUAUGAUAAUUGCCAUGAUUACAAAUGCAUGGCUAAGCCACUGUUUUAACGUAUUCAGUGAUACUUUUAUAAGAUUAAUACCUGCAUUAUUCUGUUUUUACCCAGACAGAACUGAGCAUCAUCAGGGCUUCCUUUCCUGAUAUUGUGAACUGGUGGCACAGUAACUUGUGCUCACGCUUUACCAGAUGUAAUUGUCAAGUUUGCUGUCUCACAUUUUACUCACGAUUCACUAGCACUAUUUUCAUGAAGUUGACAAGCCCAUUUAAUUACAUUUGCUGUUUUAUUGUCAUAAAAUGGUUCAUUGUAUUGCUCCCAAAUAAAUACUUCUUCCCUUUUGAUCACGGUGAACAAGAAGGAAAAAUAAAAUGUCCCUCUUCUCUUGAUAGUUAACAUUAACGGUAAACUAUUUUAACUAUGCGGUUAUCUUUUCACUAUUCCAGGCUUUUAGUUUUUGAUUAUGUAGAUUAGUUUCUUAACUUCAGUAAAUGUUUCUGAAACAAGCCAGUCAUUGAAUCUAAUUAAAUGGAAAUGUCCAAUUUUCCAUCCACUUGACUGCUUUUUAGAAAAAACAAAGAGAUCAUUACCAAAUACAGUUAUAUGCUAAUGCUUAUGCUUUGGCACUUGGGAAAGCAACAAUAGAUGUUGUCGACCUAUUCGCUUUUGUAAGGUGUUGUGAUACAGCUCAUCCCAAAGUGUUCAUUUUCAGCCAAGGAAUAAGCCCAUAUUUAUAUUUACAUCAAUAAUGCAUUGUUUUAUGUUGCUUUGUAGUCAUGCAUUAUCUUGUAGCUUCAGCUCAUUUUCUGGUAAAUAUGGAGACAGAAGAAUCAGCAAAUCUUACAAAGCUCAUACAGCAAGAUGUCUUACUGUAAGUUACUGGCACUUUCCAUGAUUUACUUUUCCUCUGUUUUGUUAAAUACUAUUUAAAUUAGAGCAGCACUUUGAAUGUAUGCUUACCUUCAUUUAAAUGCUUAAUAAAAAUUGCAGCACAAAUACAAAGUGGAAUUCUAAGUAUAAGAACAUACAGGAUUGUGGCUAUUGGUGAAUGUAAUUAUUAUUAUUUUUUUAAACAACACAAUUUAUGUUGAGUUUUUAUGGGAAUGCAUUAGCCUUUUUGAUAAACCCUCACCCUAACCCUAGUCAAAAAUCGAGCUCAUUCUAUGGAUCUCAAGAUGUUGUACAAUAAUGUGGUUCUCUUUAGGCAGUGAUACAGCUGAUAAAAUGGACUCACAGACCAUUACAAACCAUCUGGGGAUUGACACAGCUACCUUUUCCUCUGUUCUCAUGCAUAAAAUGAAAUUGCUUGAGGGAGAAGAGUGUGAUCAACCAGGUCUUGGACAUUUGUAAUAAUAUUAUAUUACAGUAUAUAGUUCAAUAAUAAACAACACCUUUUUGUUCAACUUCAUCCACAGCUUUGUUACAUAAUCACGUUGGACUUUGCUGAUAAACUUAUUUUGUUAAGUAUACAUUGGCUAGAGCUUUGGAUAUUUUAUUUACGUGCCUACCAGAAAUGCAAAACCUCAAAAGUUGAGGGUAAAAACGAAAUCUAUUGAACACAACCAAACGUUUUCAUUGACAUUUAACUUUGCAGGAGUGAAAAAAAAUACCAGAAUUGCAUGCAUGACCUAAGAAACAAAAACAAGUUGUGUGGGAAAGAAAAAAAAAUGACCAACAAAUGAUGGGAAAGUCCUGGGUGCCAAAAAACUACAGCCGUCUCCCAUGAUGUUGCUGCAAGGGCUUAUACAAUGAUACAGUAAUUCAAAUUAACGAGCAAUGUAACAAUUUUUUUAAAUAAUUUGCUGUAAUCUCUACUACUUUUUGUGUAAAUUGGUUUUAUCAAUACAAAAAGCCAAUAAUAAUAAUAAUGAUGUGUGUUAUUAGAUACAAUUCUACUUAUUUCUGUUUCAUUGCUGCGUAUUUUCAUUUUUCUUGGACUAAUGGUAGCGUAGAUUAAUACUAACUCUUUGAAGUAAGCUUUCUGUAUCAUGCUGAAAUUACAUCCAUUAAAGAACACAUUUCUUCUAUGCAUGGAAUUGUGCUUGAAAUGUGGCUUUGUUAGUUUGGGAAUUACCACCUCAUCGACUGAUCAUUAUUUAUGAAAUGGAAUGAUUUAGAUGUUUGCCAGUGUCAUUUCCUGUAGCAAAUUCUAGUUUUUAAAUCUAGUUUGCAUUUUAUAUUACAACUUUUGUUAUGACCUUUGCUGUCUUGAACAUCAAUAAAUACGUUUUUUA
Messenger RNA from Acipenser ruthenus (sterlet), 6050 nucleotides. Its product is annotated as collagen alpha-1(XXI) chain. NCBI's taxonomy places the organism in Eukaryota, Metazoa, Chordata, Actinopteri, Acipenseriformes, Acipenseridae. Bases 337 to 3225 code for a protein of 962 amino acids. The record is from RefSeq and is a predicted model, not a curated record. The transcript is spliced from 29 exons.